AUGGCAGAGACCAACAAUGCACAAUCGGUGACCAACGGGGAAGUGCCCCAAGGCUACGAGCAUGUCUUCGAGACGCAGCAGGGCUACGGAGAGGGACCAAAGCUCGUGGACCUGAGCGACGAUCUUGAAAUCAUCUGCGGCCCUUUGAUCAACUAUCAGCGCAUGAGCAACGAAGACUCGACUGUCUUCUGGCAUGGCUCCAUCCUCAUUAUCACCAAGCCUGGCCAGAAGUUGCCUCGCCUCGAACUACAGGCUCUGGGACCUUGGGACAGCAAGAGAACAUCUACAAGCACUCUACCAAAGUUAGCAGUCGAUGGCUUGAAACUCUAUGCCGAUCCGGACAAGACUUUCUGGCGCUUCACCAUCAGAAUUCCGUUUUCUGAAGCUGAACAGCGGUGGCAGUAUACCAUUCCAAGAGCCAAGUUUCCGCAGAACUCGGCCAACAAGUCCGACUCGCGCCAAUUCAUCGUGCCGGCCGUGAGUGACUCGUUUCGCAUAAUGUUCCAUUCCUGCAACGGUUUCUCGGUCGGUACCGAUGAGGACUUCUGGAGCGGACCUGCACUCUGGAACGAUGUCAUCCGUGUCCACGAGAAGCGUCCAUUUCAUGUCAUGAUCGGAGGCGGAGACCAGAUUUACAACGACAGCGUCCGUGUUGACGGCCCUCUAAAGCCGUGGACUGCGAUCGGCAAUCCGGAAAAGAGACGCAAGUUUCCAUUUGACAAUAAGAUGAGAGCAGAUUGCGACAAAUAUUACUAUGACAACUACAUCCGCUGGUACUCGACGGAACCGUUCGCGACAGCCAAUGCUCAGAUUCCCCAGAUCAACAUCUGGGAUGACCACGACAUCAUUGAUGGUUUCGGUUCCUAUACCGACCAUUUCAUGCGUUGUCAUGUUUUCCGUGGUAUUGGCGGUGUCGCUUUCAAGUACUACUGUCUCUUUCAGCACCAUACUGCUCCACCGGUCUCAACAUUUACCUCAGAUGCACCUCAGACCAUGUCGGCCAAUGAGAAGGGAACUGCUGGCGCCGAUCCCAGGCAGAUGGAGAACACCUAUGUCUACAAGCGGACAGCCGAUGAUCCUAGCUGGAUUGUAGGCAAGAAGCCUGGUCCUUAUGUUGAAGAGCGGUCGAGAAACCUAUACAUGCGCCUAGGCAAGAGGAUAGCGUUCUGCGGCAUCGACGCUCGGACCGAGCGGACUCGCAAACAAGUCAAUUAUCCCGACACAUACGACAUGAUCUUUGACAGACUUGAGAAGGAGUUCCAAGAGGCACAGGGCGAGAUCAAACAUCUGAUCCUUCUAUUGGGAGUUCCAAUCGCAUACCCUCGUUUGGCCUGGCUCGAGAAUAUUCUUUCCUCGCCGAUCAUUGCACCUCUUCGGCUCCUCAACAAGCGUUUUGGUGUAGCUGGUGGAUUGUUCAAUCAGUUCGACGGUGCGGUCGAUCUUCUAGAUGACCUCGAUGAUCACUACACAGCGAGACACCACAAGAAGGAGCGUCGUGACUUCAUUGUUCGAUUGCAGCACUUGAGUGAGAAGUACGCUAUUCGCAUCACCAUCCUAGGUGGCGAUGUCCACUUGUGCGCCUUUGGUCGCUUCUACUCCAAUCCUAAGCAUGAUGUCGCGGCAGAAAAUGACCCACGGUACAUACCCAACAUCGUGUCUUCCGCCAUCACCAACAAGCCUCCGCCGAAGGCUGUAGCCAAUUUACUGGCAAAGCGCAACAAGAUUCACCAUCUGCGCGACGGUAACACGGACGAAACGCUGCUUGAAUUCUUCGACAAACAGCCCGGCGGGAAGGUAAAAGGGGCUGACUGGAACAAGGCAACAAUGCCCAGCCGUAACUACGCCUGCAUUACCGAGGUUCCUGAACACAACGACACAGCGCCGGUCGGUGUGGACACGAAUAGUAAAGCUCCGCUAACCAACGGCGCUCUUCCCGAUACUGGACUUGAAGGGAAGGAUCGACCCAAGAACUACAAUCGCAAUGGUCGUGAACCGUUGCAUCAGGGCGAGGUCGGUGCCGGCACGCAGCAUCCAGCUGCUGACGGCGUAAGCAGUAAGAGUCCAUUGCUGGGCGGGUUGAACGUUUCUCUCCGUGUAGAGAUCGACAAUCACGACCCUGAAGGUCACACGCAAGGCUAUGGUUUAAGCAUACCGAAGCUCGAGAUACAGAAGAAGCCUGAGACAUCUGCAGCUAAGCCACCCGCUUCCGCUGGCAGUGCUGCCUCACCGGGCGCUGAUCCGGCUGCUCCAACGAGCUCUUGA
Molecule: messenger RNA, 2262 nt
Organism: Cyphellophora europaea CBS 101466
Lineage: Eukaryota; Fungi; Ascomycota; Eurotiomycetes; Chaetothyriales; Cyphellophoraceae
Exons: 4
Coding region: 1-2262 (753 amino acids)
Cellular component (GO): membrane
Source: RefSeq, a predicted model, not a curated record